UCCUCCCGGACUGCCCGCGCUGAUGGUCCCGCACGGAUCUGCUGCCCCGGGAAACCGCACCACUUUGUCGCAGACAAACCGCACCACUUUGUCGCAGACUAUCUGAAGUCGUUCCGUGGCCCCGGCGUGUCCUCCCCUCCAGAGUCCUCGCGGGACCCUGGCAGGGCGCCGGUCGCCUUGUUCAGGAAGCGAGGAGCGUCAGAGAGGAAGUAGAAGAUGAACAAGCCCCUGACACCAUCCACAUAUGUGCGCAGCCUCAAUGUCGGACUCAUUAGGAAGCUGUCGGAUUUUAUUGAUCCUCAGGAAGGGUGGAAGAAAUUAGCAGUGGCUAUUAAAAAGCCGUCUGGUGAUGACAGAUACAAUCAGUUGCAUAUAAGGAGAUUCGAAGCCUUACUCCAAACUGGGAAAAGCCCCACGUGUGAGCUGCUGUUUGACUGGGGCACCACAAACUGCACAGUCGGGGACCUUGUGGAUCUUCUGGUCCAGAUUGAGCUUUUUGCCCCUGCUACUCUCCUGUUGCCGGAUGCUGUUCCCCAAACUGUCAGCAGUGUACCUUCUAGAGAAGCUGCAACGGUGGCACAGACACACGAGCCCGGCCAUGAAACAGUCAGGGCAUCGGUGACGCCUGUGCUGAGGCUAGAACAGAGCUGUGGACAACCUGACUCCUCAAGCUCAGACGACCAAAGUUCAGAAUCCAGCGACACUGGUACCCGUUUCCACAGUUUUUCGUUCUAUGAGUUGAAGAGCAUCACCAAUGACUUCGAUGAGCGACCUGCUUCUGUCGGCGGCAGCAGAAUGGGAGAGGGAGGCUUCGGAGUGGUAUACAAAGGCCACAUGAAGGAUACAGUUGUGGCGGUGAAGAAGCUGGGAGCGAUGGUUGAAAUCAGUACUGAGGAACUAAAGCAACAGUUUGAUCAAGAAAUUAAAGUAAUGGCAAAGUGUCAACAUGAAAACCUGGUAGAGCUCCUUGGCUUCUCAAGCGACAGCGACAACCUGUGCUUAGUAUACGCUUACAUGCCCAAUGGCUCCUUGCUAGACAGACUGUCCUGCUUGGAUGGCACUCCACCACUUUCUUGGCACACGAGAUGCAAGAUUGCUCAGGGUGCAGCUAAUGGCAUCAGUUUUCUCCAUGAAAAUAACCAUAUUCAUAGGGAUAUCAAAAGCACAAAUAUUCUACUAGACGAAGACUUUACUGCCAAAAUAUCUGACUUUGGGCUUGCACGGGCUUCUGCAAAGUUUGCCCAGACAGUCAUGACCAGUCGAAUCGUGGGCACAACGGCUUACAUGGCCCCUGAAGCUUUGCGAGGAGAAAUAACGCCCAAAUCGGACAUCUACAGCUUUGGCGUGGUUUUAUUAGAGCUAAUCACCGGACUCGCGGCUGUGGAUGAAAACCGAGAACCUCAAUUACUACUGGACAUUAAAGAGGAGAUCGAGGAUGAAGAGAAGACGAUCGGGGAUUACACCGACGAGAAGAUGGAUGAUGCGGACCCCGCGUCCAUUGAAGCGAUGUAUGCUGCAGCUAGCCAGUGUCUGCACGAAAAGAAGAACAAGAGGCCGGACAUCGCGAAGGUUCAACAAUUGCUGCAAGAGAUGCCUGCUAAGAACGAGUGAAAUAGGCUAUAUAUAAUCUAUAUAUAAUACACUCUAUAAGCACUCACCCCUCGCCUUUGUUUUUUAACGUCUUGUGGUCCUGAAGACUGAACAAGCACCCUGGCACUGAGCUACAUCACCAGCCUGUUUUUUUGGUUUUGUUUUCCUAAAUGGUCUUUAUGUUUAACACGGCGGCAUGGUGCACUGUACUGAGUGAUUAACAGAUGUGUUGACGCACUGCCAGAAUGACUGCAGCAUGGCGGCACUUGGCUUCACCUCCUUUGUAUGGAGAUCAUUUUCCACGGCAAUACCAUCAAAUUACAGCAACUACAAGAUUCAGGAAAACAGCACGGCACUGGGGAGACCCUAGGGUUUGGGGUUUUGUUGUUGUUGUUGGCCGAGAUGUCCUGAUACUCUCUCUGUAUAUAGACCAGGCUAGUCUUGAACUCAGAAGUCUACCAGCCUCUACCUACUCUGCCUGUGCCACCACCAUAUAGCCAGAGAUCCUGGUUUGAAGCCCAGCAGACUCCGCUAAUCUCAAGUAAAGCCCUGGUCCAGCUCUCAGUUACUGUAAACCUCAGAUUUGGCUUUUCUUUUUUGUUAAUAAACUCUGUGCUCCUGUAAAUAACUCUUCCUAUGCUCCUGGUACGUAACCUCCACCUGUACAUAACCUCCACGGCUCCUCCCCACCACUCCUCCAAUACGUAACCCCCACACCUCCUCCUGUACGUUACCCCCACCACUGCUCCUGUAACCCUAAUUAAACUCAUUGGGUCACCAAGGUA
This is a messenger RNA of Myodes glareolus (Bank vole), 2375 nucleotides long. Lineage: Eukaryota; Metazoa; Chordata; Mammalia; Rodentia; Cricetidae. The record is from RefSeq and is a predicted model, not a curated record.